AUGGGGUCGAAAAGGCUGUUCGCGCGUGUGGUUGGACGACAGGUUCGCGAUGGCGUCGAUGUAGAUCCCGACGAUGGACCUAUCGCCAACCAGCCAGACAGGCAGGCGGGUCAGGAGGACAGCGACCAGGCGGAUCAGGUGGACGAGGCAGGCCGACGGACAGCCGAAUGCUUGAGCGGAGAAAAGCUGGAGCGAGAUUCAGAGUCACCCUCCCACUCUCUCACCCUUCGAUUCCGACCCCACUCAUCCACUCAUCUUGGCCACUGGGACUCUGACCUCGUCGCUCUCACGACUGGACACGGUCGGGAUGACGCUGCCGCACUACGGAACAAGCUCAAGUGGAUAAGGCUUGACACGUUAGGCACCGUAAAAGCUGGUAUGGCCGAAUACGGCAGCAGCUGCAGGAGUGCGUACCUGACCUGGACAUACGUGCCUGACGCUUAG
Molecule: messenger RNA, 444 nt
Organism: Trichosporon asahii var. asahii CBS 2479
Lineage: Eukaryota; Fungi; Basidiomycota; Tremellomycetes; Trichosporonales; Trichosporonaceae
Exons: 3
Coding region: 1-444 (147 amino acids)
Source: RefSeq, a predicted model, not a curated record